UUCAACAAUCCCGUCCAGCAGCAAAAUAUUUUUGUCCAAACUUCAGAACUCCAUGGAAGCUCUGAGCUUGAGGGUCUGGAAAGAUUUAGGGGUUGUUGACACUAUCUUCGAGGAAGAAGGUGAAGACCCCGCAACCACUCCUUCUGUCUCCCCAUUGCUCUCGCCAUCUCCCACUACACCUCUCCACUCUCUAGUAGAGGCGUGGUCACUGGCUUCUGGAGAUGAAAUAGAUGUGGUGGUACAUGUUGAGGAUUCAUGUUUCUACCUGCAUAAGGCUCCAUUAAGAUCGCGGAGCGGGUAUAUGAAACGGCUGCUCAAGGAGGAUUCCUCCGAAUUAAGCCUCUCUCCGCCGUUAAACAUAACGGCCGAGACGUUCUCUCUAGUAACCGAAUUCUGCUACGGGGCCCACAUUGUCAUUACUCCCUUUAACGUCGCACCCCUUCGAAUCGCAGCUGAGUUGCUAGAGAUGACGGAGGCCAACGGAAUUCCAGAUGAUAGCUUGCGCCAGAAGACGGAAACUUACCUCCGGCGUGCAGUCGCCGUUAACCAGGAGUACGCCACUGUUGUACUGCGUUCCGCUGUGUCUAUAUUCCCGGAGGCCGAGACGACGGCGUGUCUCGUUAGUAGAUGCAUUGAAGCAUUGAUGUCGAUGCAUGACGGUGACGACGCCGGAGACAUGACUUGCCUGAACGACGUUCUCAAGUUAGGGCCUGAUGAUUUUCAACUAGUAGUGGAGUCAUUGAAUCAGCGGUUGACCACUCAUGACCUCCUUUACAGGGUACUUGACCUUUAUCUCAAGGGACACGUUGGGAAGAUAACAGAAGAACAGAAAACCCGAAUGUGCAACCACAUAGACUGCUCCAUCCUGUCCUCUCAAGUUCUAAUGCAUGCAGUGCAAAAUCCUAGAAUGCCACUUAGAUUUGUAGUUCAGGCCAUGUUUGUUGAGCAGCUCAACACCCGUCGCUCCAUCUUCUCUGCAGCUGAUCACCGUAGUCGUAAGAAUUCCAAUGAAGCAUCUGCCACACUUGGUGCAAUUCUCCAACGUGAUGCAGCACUCCGACAAGUGGCACAGCUCAAAGCGGCCAUGAGCACCACAAACUCGCGCAUUCAGGAUUUGGAAAAGGAGCUAAAUGGGAUGAGGAAGCGUUUCCAAGAAUCACAAAACAGUCAAAAUUCACUGGACUCUGGUAGAUCACAAAGUUUUCGUUUUAGCUCGGAGAAUAAAAUCGAAAGAGGGCAAGUAGGAUCGGUUUCUUCAGCAAGCUUUCGUAUCAUGACAAGUAAAGAUCAUAGAGGUGCAGGGUCUUCUUCAUUUGAUCAAGAAUCGUCCGACAGGAGUCAGUCAGCUGAAAAGAAACUAGGGAGGAGAUUAAUGGAUGGAUUGAAGAGUGCGCUUCGAGUAUCGAGUUUAGUCUCAAAGAAGAAGUUUGAAAGCAGCGGUGCUGGCAAAUUUGGAGGAGAUGGGGAGAACGUUACUGAAAAAUGUGAAAUUGGGAAAGGGGAUGUCAUAGUCAUAAAGAAGGAUCUUCCCUAUCAUCGUUAGUUUAGUUUGUUACCCAAAGUCAAGUGUGACAAAUUUUGCUAUUUAAUUAGCUAGACCCCUAUUUUUCUAAAUUUAGCUAGGGGAAGAAGAAAUUUUUAUAUGACUAGUGAUAUUUAUUUGCAUAUGUGAUGUUUCCCGAACACAUCCAUGUACAGAUGUCUCGGAAAAUUUCGAAUUGAUCAUGAACCUUUUAGUCA
Coffea eugenioides is the source of this 1740-nucleotide messenger RNA. Its product is annotated as BTB/POZ domain-containing protein At3g49900-like. Gene Ontology annotation, molecular function: protein binding. The transcript has 4 exons. Bases 53 to 1543 code for a protein of 496 amino acids. Lineage: Eukaryota; Viridiplantae; Streptophyta; Magnoliopsida; Gentianales; Rubiaceae. The record is from RefSeq and is a predicted model, not a curated record.